UGAUCAGCUGUGUCCAAUCACAGCUGAUCACAUAUCACUGAUGAUCAGUGUGCCCUGAUGAUCUGUGUAGCCCCAGCAGCGCCACCUGUCAGUGUCCAUCAGUGCCAGCUCUCAGUGCUCAUCCAUGCCACCAUCAGUGCCACAUUUCAGUGCCCAUCUGAGCUGCCUUUCAGUGUCACCCAUCAGUGCCAGUCAGUGCCACCUAUCAAUGCCAGUCAGUGCCACCUAUCAGUGUGCAGUGCCCCUCAGUGCCGCCUAACAGUGCCACCUAUCAGUGCCAGUCAGUGCCACCUAUCAGUGCCAUAUAUGAGUGCUGCCUUUCAGUGCCCAUCAGUGAUGCCUGUCAAUGCCCAUCAGUGCCACCUACCAGUGCCUCCUCAUCAGUGCCCAUCAGUGCAGCCUAUCAGUGUCCAUCACUGCAACUUCAUUAGCGCACAUCAG
Molecule: messenger RNA, 441 nt
Organism: Staurois parvus
Lineage: Eukaryota; Metazoa; Chordata; Amphibia; Anura; Ranidae
Source: the annotation of a GenBank genome assembly